Varanus komodoensis (Komodo dragon) is the source of this 1602-nucleotide messenger RNA. RefSeq names its product acidic mammalian chitinase-like. The transcript is spliced from 12 exons. Lineage: Eukaryota; Metazoa; Chordata; Lepidosauria; Squamata; Varanidae. Gene Ontology annotation, molecular function: chitinase activity; chitin binding. Bases 1 to 1602 code for a protein of 533 amino acids. Gene Ontology annotation, biological process: chitin catabolic process; carbohydrate metabolic process. The record is from RefSeq and is a predicted model, not a curated record. Gene Ontology annotation, cellular component: extracellular region.
AUGGCUGGCACAGACCCUUCCCAUGAGGUGGGAAAGAAGGUGGCACAGCUUGAUUACGUCAGAAGUGUUUUGAAGCCUCUUUGUAGCCAGGUGUCCAAGUCCCACACUGAUAAGUGGGAUUUUCUCAUCUAUAUAAAGCAGCGCUUCUCUGUGAUUCAGGCAGUUACAUCUGAGAAGAUGACAGGAAAAGCCGUGCUUUGCUUUGGUUUGGCCAUUUUGCUGCAACUGCAGCUUGGCUCAGCCUAUAAACUUGUGUGCUAUUACACCAACUGGUCCCAAUACAGGCCAGAGCCAGCCAAAUUCUUUCCAAACAACAUUGAUCCAAACCUCUGCACUCAUUUGAUCUAUGCCUUUGCCACUAUGUCUGGAAAUAAGAUUGCACCUUAUGAAUGGAAUGAUGAAAGCAGGCUAUUCCCGGAGUUUCAAGCACUGAAGAAAAGCAACCCCAAUCUUGUCACUCUGCUAGCAAUUGGAGGCUGGAAUUUUGGCACUCAGAAGUUCACUGAAAUGGUUGCCACAGCUGCCAAUCGUAAAAUCUUCAUUGACUCAGUGAUAAUAUAUCUCUGUAAGUUUGGGUUUGAUGGGAUUGACCUGGACUUUGAAUACCCAGGAUCCAGGGGAAGCCCUCCCGAAGACAAGCAUCGCUUCACCAUCCUAAUUCAGGAAAUGUUGGCUGCUUUUGAGAACGAUAAAUGUGAAGGGAAGAGACUUUUGAUCACAGCAGCAGUGUCUGCAGGAAAAGGAACCAUUGAUGCAGGAUACGAGAUUGCUGAGAUAGGAAAACUUUUAGAUUUCAUCAGUGUGAUGACGUAUGACUUCCAUGGAGGCUGGGAUACCUUCACAGGACACAAUAGCCCCUUGUAUGUGGGAUCAAAAGACCAGGGUGACUUUAGGUAUUUCAACUGUGAUUUUGCUAUGAAAUACUGGAGAGACAACGGUGUCCCAGCUGAGAAGCUUCUCAUGGGGUUCCCCACCUAUGGACGCACUUUCAGGCUUACUACUUCAGACACUAGUGUCGGCGCACCUGCUUCUGGAGCUGGCUCAGCUGGACCUUUCACUCGCGAGGCGGGCUUCUGGGCCUAUUAUGAGAUUUGCACAUAUUUAAAGUCUGCCACAGUAAAAUGGAUAGAUGACCAGAAAGUACCAUAUGCCUACCAGGGGAAUGAAUGGAUUGGAUUUGACAAUAUUUGCAGCUAUAAGCACAAAGUCAAGUACCUGAAGGAAAACAAAUUUGGAGGUGCUAUGGUUUGGGCCAUCGAUCUGGAUGAUUUUCUGGGCACUUUCUGCAAUGAAGGAGUAUAUCCUUUAAUAAGUGAGCUGAAGAGACUUCUUGAAUCAAAUGAACCCAUUGUGCCAGACUGCCCUGAGGACGCUCCCGGGCCCGAAAUUCCAACUCCUCCCCCAGAUACUACUACUACUACUACCACAGUUGUGGAACCACCAGUGCCUGGUGACUUUUGUGCAAACAAGCCAGAUGGUACCUAUGCCGACCCAGAAAACAACACCAAAUUCUAUAUAUGUACUAACAAACAGACUUUCAGUUUCACUUGCGCAGCUGGAUUGAUAUUUGAUGACAGUUGCAAGUGCUGCAACUACCCUUAA